Molecule: messenger RNA, 5020 nt
Organism: Planococcus citri (citrus mealybug)
Lineage: Eukaryota; Metazoa; Arthropoda; Insecta; Hemiptera; Pseudococcidae
Product: collagen alpha-1(I) chain-like
Exons: 30
Coding region: 138-4901 (1587 amino acids)
Biological process (GO): extracellular matrix organization
Molecular function (GO): extracellular matrix structural constituent conferring tensile strength
Source: RefSeq, a predicted model, not a curated record
AAAUUGGGUGUUCAAAGAUUAAGCCGACAAUUCGAUAGCCCUACCGAAUGAUAAAAAAUCUUUCUGUAACCGAUCGUUGUAGCAAGCACAUGUUUUUUUCUACUAAAACUGACUUGAGAAAAAUAUUGUGAUGUGAGAUGAAGUGUAAAACCAGCAUUUUUUUAAUUGUUUUCAUUUUCGUCGCAUACGUUUUCAUAUGCGAUGCAAAAGUGAAAAAGAAAGUUUCUGCAAAGAAAAUUCGAGCCGAUCAGCCCGGUGCAACGGAGGCUGGUGAUUAUGAAGAUGAAAAUGGAGACGAUAAUGCAGAUUAUGCUGAGGAAAAAACAGAAUCACCAUCGAAAUCAACAACAUUCCAACAGCCUUCUGAAACUUUAAGAACCACUAGGCCUACUGAGCCAUCCGAGGCUCGUGAGGAUGAUGAUGGUGCCGGUGGCACGAAUCAAGAAAAUGCUAGUGAAUCUGACCGCACAAAUCAAAAUAAAGAAGGAGAAACCAACGCAAACGCACAUGUCACAUUAUCAUCGACUAUUGACCAACCAGAACCCUCACUACCUACCUUCACUGAAGUAAAUGUCUCAGAAACUCUUCCCGACAUUUUCAAUCAACCAGGAAAGCAAAAUUCUCGCGAAUCUCAAAAGGAAAUCUACGAUGCUCAGUCAAACUCAUCUCCUCGUUGGCAGGACACAAUCAAUAAUUUAUUAACUACAACAACAGAAUAUUUUUUUCCAAGCCAGCCUACAUCGUCACCAGAUGACGAAAGCGUAGUUGUUCAACCCAGACAAUACCAACCUGAGAGAGGAAGUAACGGAGUACCAAUUCCUGGACCUAGAGGAGAACCUGGACCAACAGGCGAACAAGGACCCCCGGGAAUAGCUGGAAGACCCGGUACUCCUGGAACCCCUGGAAUUCCUGGCAACCCAGGACCGCCUGGUCCAAUUCCUGAUAUAAGUACCUAUUAUCAACAGAUUGCUCAAAUGAGUGGGCGAAACGAGAAAGGACCUCCCGCAGUAGGCAGUUAUCCUCCAGAUGCAUUACACCAUUUGCAAGCUCAAGUUGGUCCACCUGGACCUCGCGGUCCUCCGGGACCUCCAGGCUCACCGGGACCUCAAGGAUUUCAAGGCGUACGAGGAGAACCGGGUGAUGUUGGCCCUGCAGGAGCUAUCGGCGUUUCAGGCCCUAGAGGACUCCCUGGAUUACCAGGAAAAGAUGGUGAAAGAGGAGAAAAUGGUGAAGCAGGUCCUGCUGGCGCUGUUGGACCUCCUGGUCCUAGAGGUCUUCCUGGAAUGCCUGGACUACCAGGAGUAAAAGGACAUCCUGGUAUUCAAGGUGUUCAUGGAGAAAAAGGCGAUCAAGGUGCAUUUGGUGAAAAAGGUUCAAUUGGUCCACCCGGUCCUGUGGGAGGCCCUGGACUUGUGGGACCAGUAGGACCAAGAGGGGAACGAGGUAGGGAUGGUUCGCCUGGCUCGCCUGGUAUUAGAGGAGUUGAUGGAAUAGCAGGAGUUCCUGGUCCACCGGGAGAAAUUGGCAAACCAGGACCACCAGGUUUCCCAGGAUCAAUGGGCAUUAAAGGUGAUCAAGGGAGUGUGGGUCCGAAAGGUAGUCAAGGACCCCAGGGACCUCGAGGAGAACCCGGAAAAUCUGGCCAGCCAGGUGAAGCAGGUCCGCCAGGAAUACCGGGUAAAGAUGGAAUUCCUGGAGAAAAAGGAAGUACUGGAUCUCCUGGCCUUCUAGGCCCAAUUGGUUUUCCAGGACCUAGAGGAGUUCCCGGUGAUUCUGGAAGCCCAGGUUUACCAGGAGCCAAAGGAAUCGAUGGUGCUCCUGGGGAACGAGGGUAUAAAGGUGAAGCAGGAAUGAAAGGAGAAACCGGAGCUAUAGGACUCAGAGGAAUACAAGGAUUAGAAGGUCCUGAAGGGAAAAGAGGGAAACAUGGACCACCUGGACCGCAAGGACCUCCUGGAUUACCCGGUGAAAGAGGUUUACCUGGAGAAAGAGGAUUACCAGGAGCAGACGGACCACCAGGGCAGAAAGGUCAAGCAGGAGAUCGCGGAGCAGAUGGAGCACCAGGCUCUAAAGGCGCUAUUGGAGAUGUCGGCAGAACAGGAAACACCGGACCUCCAGGACCUUCCGGACCUGUCGGACGUACGGGAUCUCCUGGAAAUCCUGGUCCACUAGGAGAACGAGGACUUCCUGGUGCAGAUGGGAAACCUGGAGAGGCUGGCCCAAUUGGAUUGCAAGGAUUGCCUGGACCUAUCGGGCCGCCUGGAGACAAAGGAUUGACUGGUGAACCAGGAAAAGAUGGCGAACCAGGUCCCCCUGGCGUGCCAGGCCCUCGAGGAGAUGCCGGUAAAGAAGGAAGUCCAGGAUUGAUCGGACCACCAGGACCACUGGGAUCACCCGGAGAGCGAGGAUCUGCCGGACCACCAGGAAACCCUGGAUUUCAAGGGUUACCAGGUCCUGCAGGUUUGCCCGGAACUCCAGGUAAAGAUGGCGAGCCAGGAAUUCAGGGACCUACCGGACCUCCUGGAUCUGCAGGUCUUCGAGGUGAACGAGGUUUUCCCGGAGAGCGAGGAUUCCCAGGAACUCCAGGACCUCCUGGACCCAGAGGAGAAACAGGGAUUAUGGGAUCAGAUGGACCACCUGGACCACAAGGGUCUAAAGGUGAUAAGGGUCAUCCAGGAUCUCCAGGAUUAAUGGGUCUACCUGGCACAAAAGGGCCUCCAGGAGCCAUGGGAGAAAAAGGUGAUAAAGGAAAUAUCGGUAUGAUGGGACCGGAAGGUCAAACAGGAAAACAAGGAGAAAGAGGAUUAACAGGUCCACCAGGCCCCCCAGGCGCAACAGGAGAGCCUGGAGAACGAGGAGAAGCUGGGACCCCUGGGCUUCCCGGAGAAACUGGAGCUGCAGGAUCUCCUGGUGAUAGAGGGCCAACUGGCCCAUCAGGUCCGCCAGGUUUUCCUGGAUCUCAAGGUUUGAUAGGUCUUCCUGGAGUUAAGGGUGAACGGGGAAUACCAGGUGCUAAAGGUGAACAAGGAACCUCUGGAUCUGCAGGUUUGCCCGGAGAAGCUGGUCCUCCAGGGCCAAUUGGAAUAGCUGGAGCAAAAGGAAUGCGCGGCGAGUCUGGAAUGAAAGGUGAUAUGGGUUUGAUGGGUCCAGUUGGACGACCUGGCGAGCCUGGACCUCCUGGUCUCCAUGGAUCACCAGGACCUGAAGGAGCAGUUGGUUUACCAGGAACCAAGGGAUCUCCAGGUGAUAUUGGAAAGCCCGGUGCAUUUGGACCUCCUGGUCCGCCAGGAACGCCGGGCACUGAAGGCAUCAAAGGUGAAAUGGGCCGAGAAGGACCCCCGGGACCUGCGGGUAUUGCCGGUCCUUUGGGACCCGCUGGAGAACGUGGGCUCCCUGGACUUCCAGGUCCUCAAGGGUCACUGGGAUUGAGAGGAUUACGAGGAGCGGCAGGCGAACCAGGAUCUCCAGGAAAGCCAGGAAAUGAAGGAACACCAGGGUCUAUGGGACCACCUGGUCCACCUGGACCACUGGGACCAAGAGGGGAAGCUGGCCCCGAAGGAGCUCCUGGUAAACCAGGUUCCCCUGGAAUCGCUGGAAGAGUUGGAGAUAAAGGUCCUCCGGGAGCGCCAGGAAAUGUUGGUCCUACAGGUCCUUCUGGCCCUCCAGGACCGAUGGGACCUUCUGGGUCACCGGGUGCAGCAGGAGAAAGAGGUCCAAAAGGGGAUACUGGUCCGCAUGGAGUUGAAGGACCUCCUGGACCUAGGGGAAAACCAGGGCCACCUGGAACAGAUGGCGCUAAAGGUGACAAAGGAGAGGAUGGAAAUCCAGGUGCUAAAGGCCAUCAAGGUUUGAUGGGAUUGCAAGGAUUGCCUGGUCUUCAAGGUCCAUCUGGUGAAAAAGGUGCUCCCGGUGUACCUGGACAUCCGGGCAAAGAUGGUGAACCUGGUUCAAGAGGGCCUCCCGGUAACGAUGGUUCAAUGGGACCUGCAGGAAUUCAAGGUCCAGCAGGAAUGCGAGGUUUGCAAGGGGAAUCAGGACAUCCAGGAAGUCGCGGAGAUCCAGGCCCUCCGGGACCUCCAGGUCCACCAGGAGAAACAUUACAGUAUGAUAUCGCCGCUUUAAUGACCGCUUUAAAUCAAGGACGAAACAAGGGUCCGAGUGAUUCUCCCAGUGGUGACGACCCCAGCAUGAGAAUUUUCCCUCAACAUAUGAGUGAUCAAGAGAGAAAUGAAUUCAUACAAAAAGCGUACGAAAAACUCAAAAUUUCUUACGAAAGGUUCAAAAAACCGGAUGGUAAACAAGAUUAUCCUGCUCGGACAUGCCGCGACUUGGCUGUGGCGCAUCCUGAUUUUGAAAAUGGUGAUUAUUGGAUUGAUCCAAAUGAAGGCGAUAUCAAAGACGCCAUUUUAGUGUAUUGUGAUAUAAAAAAACGCACUACUUGCAUACGUUCUCAACCGAUUCGUUCUGAAAUCAUGAAUAUUCUAUCUGAUGAACCAGAAAUAUGGCUUGGCGACCAUAAUCCAGGAUUCAAGAUCUCCUAUAAGGCAGAUAGUAAUCAAAUUGGAUUCUUGCAACUGUUGUCCAUUUCUGCUACUCAAAACAUCACGUACCAUUGUAAAAAUUCUGUUGGGUAUUAUGAUGCUGCCAGUAAUACCUAUAAAAAAGGUUUGAAACUAUUAGGGUGGAAUGAUGUUGAAAUAACUCCUCGCGGUAAUCGAAAACUUCGAUACAUUUCUAAUGAAGACGGAUGCAAACAUAAAACGAAUGACUGGGCCUUCACAGUUGUCAACUAUUCGACUGAAAAAUCCGCUCGACUUCCUUUCACGGAUAUUGCUGUUCGAGACAUCGGAAAACCAGAACAAAGUUUUUUCGUGGAAAUUGGGCCCGUUUGUUUUUCUUAAUGUAAAGCAGUGCAGCCUUCAUUUUAAACGUUAUUUAUCCAAUCAACGAUGCCAAACAAAUAAAUUCAGUUAUUUUCACCUAAGAAAUCAAAAAUAUAUGUAUGUGAUGUUAGUGGUAA